CUCACGGGGCGCCGCCAUUUUAACUUCCUGCUUCAAAAGAAGACCAGCACGUCGCACAGUUUUUGUUCUCGAAAAGCUUUAUUGUUCAGCCUAACGCAGGGGUUUUGUCCUGUUAAUUUUUUCUUACAGGGAUCGAACCAACUACCUCCGUUAGUUUCUGAGAGCUUGUAUCGGGUAGUUUCAGCCGGGGAGUCGCAAUGCCGAGCCACCCGCUGCGUGUAGCGGUCGUGUGCUCGAGCAACCAGAACCGCAGUAUGGAAGCGCACAAUAUCCUCAGCAAACGUGGAUUUGAUGUGCGUUCAUUUGGGACAGGGUCACAUGUGAAGCUACCCGGUCCUGCCCCGGAUAAGCCCAAUGUGUAUGACUUCAAAACGACAUAUGAACAGAUGUACAACGACUUGGUCCGCAAGGACAAGGAACUAUACACACAGAACGGCAUCCUCCACAUGCUGGACCGCAACAAGCGCAUCAAAUCAAAGCCGGAGCGGUUUCAAAACUGCAAGGACAAGUUUGACCUGGUCAUCACAUGUGAAGAGAGAGUGUAUGACCAAGUGCUGGAGGAUCUGAACUCAAGAGAGCAGGAGACUUUGCAGCCUGUACACGUCAUCAAUGUAGACAUUCAGGAUAACCACGAGGAAGCCACGCUGGGCGCCUUCCUUAUCUGUGAGCUGUGUCAAUGUAUCCAGCACACUGACGACAUGGAGAAUGAAAUCGAUGAGCUCCUACAAGAGUUUGAGGAGAAGAGCAACAGGCCUUUUCUUCACACUGUCUGCUUCUACUGAUGCACAGUAGAAAUUUGCAAUAAAACACAGACCCAGAUCAUAAGCAA
Messenger RNA from Xiphias gladius (swordfish), 829 nucleotides. It is a transcript of the gene ssu72, whose product is annotated as SSU72 homolog, RNA polymerase II CTD phosphatase. Gene Ontology annotation, molecular function: RNA polymerase II CTD heptapeptide repeat phosphatase activity. The transcript has 5 exons. Gene Ontology annotation, biological process: termination of RNA polymerase II transcription. Gene Ontology annotation, cellular component: mRNA cleavage and polyadenylation specificity factor complex; nucleus. Bases 198 to 782 code for a protein of 194 amino acids. The record is from RefSeq and is a predicted model, not a curated record. NCBI's taxonomy places the organism in Eukaryota, Metazoa, Chordata, Actinopteri, Istiophoriformes, Xiphiidae.